Lethenteron reissneri (Far Eastern brook lamprey) is the source of this 2615-nucleotide messenger RNA. RefSeq names its product leucine-rich repeat-containing protein 30-like. Gene Ontology annotation, cellular component: cytoplasm. Lineage: Eukaryota; Metazoa; Chordata; Hyperoartia; Petromyzontiformes; Petromyzontidae. The record is from RefSeq and is a predicted model, not a curated record. Gene Ontology annotation, molecular function: protein binding.
UCUAAGAGCGCCAGCUUCGCAAAACCGCGACGACCACUUGGCGUGAUGCGUCUAUGCCAGUGGGGGGGGGGGGGGGUCGGCGGUUAUGUUUUUUUGUUGUUUGUUUCAACCUCUCCCCCGGGAUAUCGUGAGACAGCCGUCGCCAAAUGUCCCCCGCGGACGUUAAGGCCGCGCAUUUUUUCCGCGAAUUAAGAAGGUCGCGUUCCGGCCAGCCGCGCCGCGCAUUUUGCCUCCGUUCGCACUUCGAGGGGCGACGGCGAUGCGGCCGUGACCGGCCUGCGACGCGCGAAUGCGGCCGCGGCAAUUCGGCGCGCAACACAAAACAAACAAACAAAAGGAGCCGCGUGCAGAGGGAGCGGUCCACGAAGGCGCCGCGUUUGCGUGAAGGUUUAGGAGGCGGCGGGAACGCUGCUGCUGCUGCCCCUGACUGCCGCGGUCGGUCCACGCCGUCGAGCGCGCUUCCACAUCGCCGUGUGUGACGGUAACCGAGUGGCAUGCAGCAGGUGAGAAAGAAAGAAAGACGCGUACCAGGACGAUGAAGAGACGUUGCCAAAGGUAUCCGUGAAAGCCAUUGACGCUCGCAGGGACUUGCAAAGUGCCAUCUGUAGGACAAACGUCGCGUCGGUGCUGAGAAUGGGAUUGAGCUAUUCGCGUGGCAAGUCUCCGGCUUUAUCCGCAAGGGCCCUACGAAAGGAGCUCAAAUACGUCCACCGGCUCGUCUCUCUCAGCCUGGAGGGGCUGGACCUCACGGAGUUGCCGUCCUCUCUCUUCGAGCUCAGGGAAGUGCAAAAACUCGGCCUCUGGCGCAACCGACUGACGACGAUGCCGUCUGCCACGGGCCGCCUGGAGAACCUCGUGGUAUUGGGGCUCGACGGAAACAAUCUGAUCGCCUUCCCCGCCGAGAUCGGCAUGCUGAGGAAGCUCAAGGCGCUGUUCGCGAACAGGAAUCGCCUCGUGGAGGUGCCGCGCGAGCUCGCAAAGUGCCAGAGUCUUGAGGUGCUCAGCCUUUCCAGCAACUCGCUGAGAUCCCUGCCAGACGAGCUGGUGGCGCUCAGGAGGUUGCGCAAGCUGAACCUGAGCGUGAACGCCCUCGCUCGUGUCCCCCGCUGCGUCGUCUACAUGAAAGCGUUGACGUUCCUCGAUGUGUCUUCAAACGACAUCGCGAGCCUUCCGGACAGCGUUCGGGAGCUGCAAAGGCUGGAGACUUUGAGCGCCGAGAGGAACAGACUCGAGGCCCUGCCCGCCUCCAUCUGCGAGAUAACCCGUCUGGAGACACUCAACGUGGACUACAACCAGAUCCGGACUGUCCCCGUAGACCUGGAUCAACUGGUCCGCCUGCCCAGGAUCGCCAACCACCCAGUCGACAGAGGGCUUCACAUUCGGAACAACCCGCUGGCGGACCCCUUACCCGCGGUGGUGGACAAAGGGCUUCUUGCCCUCUUCGAUUGCCUGGAAGGGUGGCGCAAGCUGAGACAGCUGCAGUCAAAGAGCAUCUCGCAGCUAUCUACGACGGGCUAUUGAGACGAGGGCAUUUACGCACCAGCGACGGACUCAUUGAGGACGUUGACGAGAACAACGGGAGUUUAUUUGCACGUUGCAAUCGACGCGUCGUAACACGUACACGUCUAGCAGGAGGAGGCGAAGCGAUGGCGAGGUGUAGGUGGAUGGAAUUGUGGUGAUGGCCUAUUGACUUUUCCAAUAUAAACGCUAUUUUUACACGGCGAUCUUUAAUUUUAAACCAUCUGUCACACGCACUCGAUUUAUGUUAAAUGUGUUGUGUUUAAGCAUGUGGGCUAUGAAUAUUCCUUUACUUACCUUGUAGGGGUUCCAUAAAGAGCGCGUGUGAAAUGAACACUUGUGCUUUAAUGAAUAAAACAUAGAAUAAUAACAACGUAGAAUUGCUUGCACAGGGAAGCCUGCAGGGUCCUACAUUGAAACAUUUGGCCAAUUCCAUUCACGAGCGUUCGGCUUCGUGUGGGAAGCAACUCGCCGCGCGUGAGAAGGGUGACGACCUGACCACUUCCCACCUCCUAACAACCUCGCAAGAGCCCAGCGCACACAACACUUGGCAAGCCAUUGCGGGCAUCCAUCCAAGUCCUGAGUUAGACUCACGGCACCGCUUCGCUGCCGAGAUCUAACGAGCUCGGGACGCAUUGACGGCAAAUUUGUCGCAGUCGCCACGCUGCUUUAUCGGGGUAUAGCACCUCGCAAUGAAUGUAAACAUAGGAGGUCGUUGUGGGGAAUAUCUAUACAUGUUCUUAGGUUUUUUCGGUAAAGUCACGUAGGUAAUUUUUUUUUAUUAAAAUUAAUAAAAGUAAUACAAUGGCCACCUUAAUCUGCUGCUGCUGCUGCGCUGUUGUAGAUCAAUGCACGGUUUGCUGUGGCGUGGUUUGCGGCAGGCGUACGGCGUCGAUUCGACAUUCGGCUUCAAAUGCUUUCGAGCUCGCCACGGGCUCGACUGCAAGUCGUUGCAAAUGGGAACGGUCGCUCCACGACACGGCAGAUGUCCGCGUGCGGUUGCCUUCGCGAGUUGCCCACGCGAUGUUCAUACGAGCUACCGACGAUUAAUCACAGCAAACACUAUCUACGUGAUUUAACAACGGCAAAAAAAACAC